Messenger RNA from Linum trigynum, 1259 nucleotides. Lineage: Eukaryota; Viridiplantae; Streptophyta; Magnoliopsida; Malpighiales; Linaceae. The record is from the annotation of a GenBank genome assembly.
AAUCAAAUUGAACGAUAAGAAAUAAGCAUUUCAUCGCUGGUUGGUGUAUACUUGCUGGCAACUGGCAAGAUAUGAUGUUUUCACGAUAUUCACGUAAUACAGCUUCAUUGUUGGCCACGACCGCAUCUUCCAUUGAAAAAUUAUCCCUCAUUAGCACUGGUUUAAGAAUAAUAAGUUAGCGUCAAAGUGUAAGAACUUGAAAAUCUUAUCUUCUAAAUUUUGAAUUAAGGUCGAAUGGGUAAAUAAAUUAUAGGAGAUUUAUUUCAUUUCAAAUGGUAUCUUUGACCGACUUGAGUUUAGCACCACGCCCAACUUUAAACCUGUUGACUAUGUUUUUGUUUGAAGAAGUGUGUAAUAGAUGACAUGAACCCAAUAGUUCCUCUAUAAAUUGGUAGGAAAACCGAUUUAAAGAAAAAAAAUUAAGAAAAACAAGGGAGAGAUAUAUAUAGAGAAACACAUGGAGCGAGCCACAUCGUGCGGCGCAUUCUUCUUCAUCGCCAUAAUGUUCACAUUCCUGACGAGUACCGCCGCCGUACUUGACGCCGCCAACACCGUACAUUGCAGAGGUGGCCUCGUGACCGAGCACGACGUGGCAAUCUACUCUGCCUACGUGGCUCACGUACUUGCCGAGCUGGCCACCGUUACGCCCACCAUAUCGGGAUUUCAGUACGCGGCCGUGUUCCCCAACGACGCCACUGGUUCCGUCCAGGGCACGGCGACGUGUGACGGCACCACCGACGCUGGCCGCUGCAUAACCUGCCUUUCGGGUCUCCAGCAGUUGCUUGGCGGCUCCUGCAGCCAGUACGAGGGCGGCGGGGCUAGAGGCGGCGGCAUGAUUUGCGGCAUGGCUUUCGACAUGGUUCACUGAAGUACCAUGCAACCGCCGUCCGCCGGCCCGGUACUUCUAUCCCGUCCGCCGCGGGUUCCGCUUACCGGCCGGCAUGGGCAUGGCUUUCUGUGUUGUUUUGUUUCCUCCGGUUAUUUGGGUCUUUCGCUUUUGUUCACAUCGAGGAGUCUAAUUAAACGUAUUUAUAUCAUGGUCCAUGAAACCGUACCGGAGACCGUACCGGGAAGGUCAGCGAUGUGGUAUUUUAUGGUUAAACUGUGGUUUAAUCGUAGUUCAACCGUUGUACCAUUAUAUACCGCCUACCGAUUUAGCAUCUAAUACUGGUAUUUCGUAGUUGAAUUACUGGUACGGUACGGUUUCAUGGACCAUGAUUUAUAUCUACCUGGCCAGCUAAUAAGCACCAGAUGUUAAA